This is a messenger RNA of Plasmodium gonderi, 1161 nucleotides long. RefSeq names its product 60S ribosomal protein L3. The record is from RefSeq and is a predicted model, not a curated record. The transcript has a single exon. Gene Ontology annotation, molecular function: structural constituent of ribosome; RNA binding. Gene Ontology annotation, cellular component: ribosome; cytosolic large ribosomal subunit. Gene Ontology annotation, biological process: translation; ribosomal large subunit assembly. The coding region runs from base 1 to 1161 and encodes 386 amino acids. Lineage: Eukaryota; Apicomplexa; Aconoidasida; Haemosporida; Plasmodiidae.
AUGUCACAUCGUAAGUUUGAGAGGCCUCGCCAUGGCUCUUUAGGAUUCUUGCCAAGAAAACGAUGCAAAAGAUUAAGAGGAAAAAUAAGAUCUUUUCCAAAAGAUGAUAAAGAAAAACCACCUCAUUUUACUGCAUUUAUGGGUUACAAGGCUGGGAUGACUCAUAUCGUAAGAGAAGUUGACAAACCUGGUUCCAAAUUACACAAAAAAGAAAUUGUAGAAGCAUGUACAAUUAUUGAAUGUGCACCUAUGGUUGUUGUUGGGAUGGUUGGAUAUAGAGAAACUCCAAAAGGAUUGAAAAUAUUGGCAACUGUUUGGGCUAGUCAUGUUUCGGAUGAAUUUAGAAGAAGAUAUUACAAGAACUGGUAUAAGAGUGAUAAAAAAGCAUUUACAAAAGCAUUGUUAGUUCCCAAGUUGACAAAAGAAAGUUUAUAUAAAAGAAUAGAAAAAUAUUGCACUGUUUUGAGAGCUGUUUGUCAUACCCAACCAUCUAAAACACCAUUAAGUAUGAAAAAGGCACAUAUUAUGGAAAUACAGGUAAAUGGAGGUAAGAUGAAAGAAAAAAUUGAUUUCCUUAAAGAUCUCUUAGAGAAAAAUUUACCUGUAUCAAAUGUAUUUAACACAAACGAAAUGAUUGAUGUUAUUAGUGUUACGAAAGGGCAUGGUACAAAAGGUGUUGUUAGUAGAUAUGGUGUAAAAAGAUUACCAAGAAAAACACACAGAGGGUUGAGAAAAGUUGCUUGCAUUGGUGCUUGGCAUCCUGCUAGAGUACAAUUCCAAGUACCAAGGCAUGGACAAAAGGGUUAUUUUCAUCGAACUGAAAGGAAUAAAAAAAUUUACAGAAUUGGUCUUAAAAAAGACAAAAAUAGCGCUUCAACAGACGCUGAUAUUACAGAAAAGAAAAUAACACCCAUAGGUGGUUUUCCACAUUAUGGUAUGGUAAAUGAAGAUUUUAUUUUAUUAAAAGGUUGUGUCGCUGGAACCAAGAAAAGGCCAAUCACUUUAAGAAAAACUUUGGUACCACAAGUUUCAAGAGAUGCCUUAGCGCAAGUUUCUCUUAAAUUUAUCGAUACCUCAUCCAAAAUUGGGCAUGGAAGAUUCCAAACGAGUGAAGAAAAGAUCAAGUAUUAUGGACCGCUAAAAAAAGACUUAAAGGCUUAA